CUCUAUGCAAUAUUGAUAUUUGUUGCUAUCACUCUCAAUUUAGUCAAACUGUAGGCUUCCAUGCCAAUCAUUUUUUCAAAUCUAAUGUGAAAUGUUGGUCCUAGUUUUUAGGCUUGUGGAAGUGUAAUAUUCUUGUUGUGUUUUUGGUUUUUGCUGUGUUUUUGGUCUCUGAAUGUCUAUUCAACUUCUUUUUUAUUCCAGCAAUGCAUCUUGAAUUCUGACUUCAGCUUUUCUUUCUCUGGGAAAAUUACUUUUUGUUUAUUAAAACAUCCAAAACAGAUCCAUUCAGCCAAAGGAUUAAAACCCAAUUGGCUAAGAGGAGAUUUAUUUUCGGUUAAUACAGUUAGACAAUGCUUACUGUUUGAUGAUGCUAGAGAGGGUCCUUUGUUUGUAGUGUCUAAUGCUGAGGUAUUUCCAAAUGAUCUGUGAAUAAAUUCUUUAGGUUGUCUUAAUAAUUGUUACAUAAUGGUAACUGUACUUUUACUUGAAAAUCAUAUAAAAUUUGUGUGAGAUCUUUGAUUGGCAUUAUAUGAAUGUAUAUAUUAUUUUUAUACAAAAUAGAUCCCAACUAUAUUUGUAUGUAUACAUUUGCAUAUAAUGCCAAACAGAAUCAGGUAGAUAACACAUAAUUUUAAAAUAUGUAUAUAAUAAACUCUUUAUACGUUUGUUUCCUUAUAGGAAUUACAAUCUAAUCUAAAAACUCCUGCUUUAUGGCAAUUUUAUCUUCCACGUGUUUUCCAGCAGACUUUAAAUAAACUGGGAAUAUAUAUAAGUAAUCUGCUUUUUAACACAAUUUAUCAUGGAUGAGCGCCACUGGUGGUUUUCCUCAAAGAUUUUACAGACACUUAAUAUAGGAAUCCAUGAUGAUGCAACAUUGUUGGAAGAUUUUAUGUCCAGUGAUGAGACGUUGGAAUUAAUAAACGAUUUCUUUAAACCGAAUGGGGACAAAAUUGUAUUCUUUUAUCUGUCCAAAAAUAAUGGAUUGGGUGAGAAAGCAAGGAAAAUCAUACAAACUGGAACAUCAUCAAGUGUAAACAUCCAUAAACUGUUAAAUGAUAUUCAUAUUUGCGUUUACUUUAUACAUGAAAAUAUUGAGCAAGAAAUAGAUGCCCAGAACAUUGAGAAUGAAGUAAUGUCUGGAGAAAUUAAACAAAAUGGACUCACAUUGUAUAAUAAAAUUUUCAAAUACAUUUUUUUGCCUUUGAUAAAAAAUAAGAAAAAUUGGAGCGCAGCUGAAAAUUUUGAAUGUACUUAUUUUUACUCUGAGCUGGAAAAGUUUUCUCAAACCUUAGAAGAAUAUUCAAAUGCAAACUCAACUCCUGAAGAGAUCUUAAAAGUGCCAAAUGGUCUUGUUGUCAAUAGUUUCCAAAAGAACAGGCAGAUUGCUUUAAGUGCUCAAGUUGUAAUUGAAUAUGAAGAAAUGGUCAUGAAUUGGGUUCGAGUAAUUGAAGAUGUUUUAGUGGAUAGUCUUGAUGAGAGAUAUGACUUAUACACUUCUCCAAUGGCAAUUCUUUUUGAGUGGAGACGGCGACAAAAAAAUAUACAAAGCAUAAUAGAUCAACUGAAGUCAAAAGAAAUAAAGUCUGUAAUAGCUGCACUAAUUUCAUCAAAGUCAAAAGUUUUAAAACAUUGGAAAACAAUUGAUGCUGGAUUGACAGAUGCAUUUAAUGAUGUGAAAGACAGAAACAAAUACCUUGAGUCACUAAGAAGCAGCUUUGAACAACUUCAACACGAAUCGAGUUUAUUUCAACUAUCUUGUAAUGUUCUUCCAGAUCUUCUUUCUGGGAUUAGACAAUUGGAUUCUGUGUCCAGAUUUUUUGCAAAGAAUGGCUUUUUAGGCUCCCUGUUGGCUAAAGUCUGCCACCAACUGAUAGUUUCAUGUAAACAUAACAUCGUAAAGUUUAUAUCUAGCCAAGAAAACAAGAAGAAAAACAUCGAUGAGAAUUUCUGGGAUUGUAUUACUAAGGAAAUUAUUCAUGGAAAAGUUAGAACAGAAAAGAAUCGCCUAAAAAGAAAAAUAACCAAUGAUCAAUUGAAUAGCCUGUUGUCUGCUCUGUACAGUACUUUAUCAGUUUGUCACCAGUAUAAAGAACUUUAUUAUUCACUUCAAAAUGCUAUGGGUGGAUCGCAAUACACUCCGACAUUAACAAGUGCAAGUAUGUUGUCGAAGAAAUUGAAACAUGAAAGCAGUACCUCAAGCGGUGGUACAGCUGGUAGUGAAACCAGUAAAAAAACAGCUGAAGAUGUUUUAAGCACUGAUAAACUUAGUGGCAACACUUCAAACGCUUCUGCAUCUGGAUUUGUUUAUGGUGUUCCACUUUCAGAUGAAAAAACAAUUUUGAAUCCACUCAGUGUCUUUAUACAACACUUGCACCAACUUGUUGAUGUUAUUGAAACUCUGAAGCAAGUGCAUGCAUUGGUGAUGUCAACUAAGACAGCACCACAACUCUCUGAAGCUCAAUUGAAUAAAGCAUCUGAUGAUGUGAACAACAAGGACGGAAAUAACAGAAUAGAUGAAAGUUUUAAUGACACAAUGAUAACAAAUAGAAGUUCUGAUUUGUCAGAAGUUGAAGAUGUUAUAUCUGUCAACCUGUCAAAGAGCAUUGGUGAAGUGUUUCAGAAUAUAAAGCAAUAUUUGCAAAGCAACUUAAAAUUAAAUAUCAUCUUGGAUGUCCAGACUUUUGGAGAAGGGGAUUUUGACAAUGUUUAUGCAGAUUUUGUUCGAUCCAUUCAAAAAAUCGAAUCUCUAAUCGAACAAUAUAUAAAGGCUUUUAACAAGUUGAACAGCAGUACUGAACAUUCAUUAAAUAUUCUGUCUUCCUUUACUCCAAUAUUUUCACGAACUGCUUUGUCAGCCACGUUCCAAAAUGCAUAUGCAUUAGUACUGCAAUCAUAUGAACAAGACUUGGAAAACAUUGAAAAACAAUAUGAGCUUAACAAGGACUGCCCACCUAGCCUACGAAAUGUUCCAAUUGUGUCUUCUGCAAUUAUUUGGGUAAAAAAGUUGUUUCAGAACAUUGAAACACCAAUGAAAAUACUAAAAGAUGUUAAAUUUGUUACAAAUCUUAAGGAAUACAAGAAUGCAGUGAAGUACUAUAACAGACUUGCAACCGUUUUGAUUCAAUUUGAAGAUAGUUGGUUAUCAGUAUGGACUACACAGGCUGAGCUAUGCUUCAAAUCUAUGAACACAACUUUAUUAGCGCAUGAAGUGGAAAGCAAAAAAAUUAUUGUAUAUUCAGAUCCAAGGAUCCUGGAAAUCUUUGCUGAUGUUAAAAGGCUUAAACGUUUUGAUUUUGUGAUCCCUGAAAGUAUCUUGGAAAUCUACAGCAAGGAGAACAGAUACAAGUUUUACAAAGAAACGUUGGAACACCUGUUAUCACAGUUUUAUGACAUAAGUGAUGCUAUUCCAGAUCAUUUAAAGGCAAUUUGUAGUCCGUUACUCGAAUCUACUUUAUCGUAUUUUCAACCAGGGCUGUCUGUAUUGUUUUGGAACAGUGUAAAUGUUGAUGCAUUUCUUCACAAGGUUCAGAGUGCUAUCAAUCAUUCAAAAACUUUGAUUAAUAAAGUCACAAAGAUCUGUUACAAUGAAGUAGACACAGCCGUUGAAAAUAUCAAAAAAUUUAUUUUAUUUAACAAAUCUGCUGCGUGUUCAAAACUUUGGAGUCCUAUGGAUUUUCUUCAAAUGCACAAUUGUUCCAUUGAUGAGAUUGGGUUGUCAUUAAGCCAGUUGAUUCACUUGAUUGAAAGGUCAUUGCAGGAGAUAGCAAUUACUCUUACAAUGAAGCCAGACUCGUUGCCACCUUCUCAUGCUACGAAUAUACCUUCCAAAUCUGCUGAAGGGUAUGCAGUGUCAUUACUUGCUGCAGAUCAACAAGAACCAACAUCACCCAUCUCCUUUUUGAAUGAUAAAAAGGUCAUCUCAGAUUUGUUUGCACAUUACUCAUCAGAUAUUUUUAAAGCUAUGUUGAAAAGUACUUUACAAUCAUUGGAAGAAUAUUAUAAAUUAGUUGGACGUGAAAGGAAUGAUACGAGACAAUCUCUUAAAUUUAAAGUCAAUGUCUUAUUUGAUCUUCCGAACAUUGUAUUGGUACCAACAAUAUAUACUGUACAAAGUGUGGUAUCACAAGUAGCUCAAAAAAUUAUUGAUGUCAGUUUGAAUAUAUAUUGGUGGGAUGCUGACUUAAAAAAGUCAUUUCAUGACACGAUCACGAAUAAUUCAUCUGUUGUGCUGUUGAAAGAAAAGAUUGACAAUGCACUAAACAAUCUUGAAAGAGAUGUCACAAGUUUUUUGCUUGUAUUUGAAAACUUUAACUUUCUUUGGCUUGACGACAUGAAUACCCUAUAUAACUUGUUAGAAGAAGAAAAACCUGAUCUGGAAUCGCACCAUGUUGAGGUUCAACGACUAGUCAAAAUUGAAAGAAAUAUACAGAAUACAGCUAAUCAAGUUAAUAUUGGGUCUAUUGUUCUGGAGACAACAGCCAUUAAAGAAUCAUUAAGUGGAUUUUGUUUGGCUUGGAAAAUGUGUUAUGUUCAAAAACUGCAUCACAUGGCAAAGGAUAAUCUUGAUAUGCUUGUAGCACAACGUGAAGACUUAAAUUCACAUUUAACAAGUGAGAUAAACUCAUUAGGCGACCUAAACAAUGUGUUAAACGAGAUCCAGAGGAUUACAGAUAUGGAAAUACGUAUUGAUAACCUUUAUGCUCCAGUGGAGUCCUUGUAUGAUGUUUUGACUAGUGAGUACGGUGUUCCAAUAGCAAGAGAAGAAAUUGAAGCUGUUAAAUGUUUACGCAAAUGUUGGAGUAAUCUUGUUGUGCUUGCUGAAACGCUUAGAGAGAAACUUAUGAAGGAGCAACGAACACUUUUUGAGGAAGAAUUGGACAGAGACAUAAAAGCAUUUGUGCUCGAAGUCAUUCAGUUUCGAAAUAGGUUUGAUUCACAAGGACUGGCAAUGCCAGGUAUUGUUCCUGCAGAUGCCGUCGCAAAAUUAAAGGAAUUUCAAAAAGAUUAUGCUGUGUUUAAUAAAAGGAGCGAAACAUUGCAUGCAGUGCAGCAAUGGUUUGGUAUAACACCUACACCGUUUGAUGAAUUAAAGAAAACAGGAGAAGAGUUAGAAUUACUGGGGAUGUUAUAUGAACUGUUUCAGAGAUAUAUCUCAUUUGAUAUGAAGUUUCGGGACACAUUAUGGGCUGAUGUAUUUUUGGAAGACAGUUCUAAUGAUAUAAAAACUUUAUGGAAUUGCUUCAUGUCUUUACCUGCAAAGAUUCAUAACUGGUUUGCGUUCAUUGAAUUACAAGAUGCUUUAAAUGGUUAUUUAGAAAUAUUUCCGCUGCUACAUAAACUUGCCUCAAAGGAAAUACGUAAUCGUCAUUGGCUUCAAGUGAUGCAUGUGACGAAGAAGUCAUUUCAAUUGGAAGCCAAUAUUUUUAAAUUGAAUCAUAUUAUGGAUAUUGGGUUAAUAGAGCACAAAAGUGAAAUUGAGCAAAUUGUAAAAGGCAGUCAGGUUGAAUUGGAUUUAGAGAGUUGUUUGAGACGGAUUGAAGAAACAUGGGCUGAUCAGGUGUUUCAAUUUGAACGUUACAAAAGUCGUGGACUGAUGAUCUUUAAUAAGGAUCACAUGGAUCAUUUGUUAGACACUCUGGAAGAGGGGAAGUCAUCACUGAUUACGAUGUUAGCAUCAAAGUAUAUCAAACCGUUAAAGGAGGAAACAGCUGCAUGGUCAAUUAAACUAAACGAAGUCGGUGAAAUGCUAGGGCAGUGGUUGAAUGUUGAGAAAAUAUGGACAAAUUUAGAGCCUGUCUUCGAUUCUGAAAAUGCUGUCAAGGAAGUAGAAAAGCAGCAUUCAGAUUUUGCAAAAGCUGACCAGUCAUACAUAAAAUUGAUGAAAAAAGCUGCUAAGGUGUCCAAUGUUGUACAGUGUUGUCUGAGUGGUGAAGUAUGUAACAUGACCAUGUUGAAGCAAAUUAAUAAAGACCUUGAACUAUGCUUUAAAGGUUUGGACGACUAUUUAAAUCAGAAAAGAAAAGUAUUUCCCAGAUUUAACUUGAUUUCAAAUCAAGUUUUACUAGAAAUUCUCAGCAAACCACAUAAUGUAGAUUCUGUCUUGCCAUAUAUAAGAGAAAUAAUACCAGGAGUACAUAAUGUAGAAACCGUUAUUGAUAGCAGCUCAUGCUUAACUUCAGAAUUAAUCAACCCUGCAGUUGAGAAUCAAAUUUUAAACGGCAAAGAAAGAUCUUCAGUGGCUGCUACCCAUUUUGUCACAAUAAAUCAAAGAGAACAAUUUUCUAUCCAGGAGGAUAUCAAUAACCAGCCUACAUUUUUGAAUGAUGCUACAAAUGCUAGCUGUUUACCUGAUUCUAAAUGGCAAAAGAACAUUCCAACCAUUGAUAUAACUUCUGUUAGUGAUGCUUAUGGCGAAAAAUUAACCCUUCAAAAUAAGGUUACAUUAAAGGGUCAAGUUGAAGAAUGGCUUUCUACAUUGUUGUGCGAAAUAAAACAUACAGUGCACGGCAGUCUGCUAACCUUUAUCAAAAACGUUAACAAUGACAUCAUCAUCGAUGACUUGAUUGUAAACUUUCCAUGCCAAGUAACUUUGAUGGGUUUAUUAUACUAUUGGACAAAAGAAUGUGAACAAUCGAUUAGUGAUAUUCGCAUCGAUCGUAAAUCUUUAACAAAUUUUGCCAAGAAAAUCUCAAACAUGACCAACCGUUUCAGUCAAAUAUUAAUCCGUGGCUCAUCGAAAUCUUCUGGUAUUCAUGUAUCAAACGUACAACAAAUAAGAAUGGAGUCAAUAACCGGCAUGAUUAUAUAUUUACGAGAUGUUUUCGAUCAACUUGUGAAUAACAAGCUACGUGGCAUUAGUGAUUUUGAAUGGAAACAAACUAUUAAAUGCUACUACUCACAUACAGACAAAGGACAGCAGGAUUUACACAUUCAUAUGCUUGACAAGAAAUUUCCUUAUCACAACGAAUUUCUUGGGUGUAAAUUUUCUUUAAUAAUGUCUCCUGUCACUGAAAGAUGUUUGCUUAACUUAGGACAGGCAGUUGUUGACCAAAAAGCAGGAUGUGUUAGUGGACCUGAUUUAGUUGGAAAAACAGAAAUAAUUAGGGGCUUGGCCAAUCUGCUUGGACAGUAUCUGUUUUCAAUAUCUUGUACAACCAAUUUAAGUGCACACUCGUUACAAAGAAUAUUCAUUGGAGUAGCUGAAGAUGGAAGUUGGUGUUGCUUUACAAAUCUUCAAUGCUUAUCUCAGAAACGUUUCUCAGUUCUUCACAACCUAACACAUACAGUCCUAACUUGUUUAAGAAAGAAGAGUGAAAUCGUCAGUAUUGGUAAUAUUGGCAAGGUCAAAGUGGUUGACACCUGUCGAAUAUUUUUUACUUCGUCUUUACCAUUUAUCCACAAGUCUUGCCCUGCUUCCUUUAAAGCAAUGCUUCGGAAUGUUAGUCUUGCUCAUCCAGAUAUACCUGCUAUAUUACGACUUCAACUAAUCGCACAUGGUUUUAAGUGUGCAAAAACACUGGCUUCCAAGAUUACACUGGCUGCUGAGAUCUGUCAGGAUCAGUUAAAACUAAAAAACCACUUUAGUUUGUCUGCUCUGUUGACAAUGAUAAAAAGAAGCGCUCAAAAACAGCAGGCCUAUUCCGCUAGCAUGUUGUCAAGUGAUGGGUAUUUACCUCGCAUUGAAGACACUGCUGUAUCAGUUGGCACAUUUGCUCAAGCAGGCACGGCUAAAGGCAUGUUCAGGGCUAACAAAAGUCCUAUUCCAGGUGUUAGAACCACAUCCGUGAAAGGUCGUUCUUCAGCGAUACCCCAUGUAAUGUCAGAAUCAAUGAAGGCUGAGUAUGCUGUCAUUGCUCAGAGUCUUAACGAAAUCAUCGGUGCAAGACUGUGUGACCAGGAGUCCAUUAUUUUUAAAUCAGUGUUGGAAAGUUUAUUUGGUGAUUAUGAUAACUUAGCUAUAAACUUACAAUUGGAGGAAGAGCUUCUGUCUUGCAUUGUUGAUGUUGCUAAAGAGAAAUGUUUGACCACAAGCAAGAAAUUUGUUGAUAAAGUUAUUCAACUGUAUUAUGUAUCUCAAGUAAAUCAUGCUGUGGUGGUUUGUGGUCCAAGUUCAUCUGGAAAAUCAACAUGUGUUUCUAUUUUGAUUGAAGCGUUGAAAAAAAUGUUCUCAAAAAAGAAUACAUCUUGUUCAUAUAAACAUGAUCAUGUCAACAUUCUUGCCACUUCUGAUUUAAAUUUCAUGUUUGGAUUUACCAAUGAUUUCGGCGAUUGGGUUGAUGGCGUUGUUCAAAAUCUUUUUAAAAAAGCAAGUCAGAGCUUUUCAAGGCAUACAUGUUUCACAUGGAUCACCUUGGAUGGACCUCUGCACGAUUAUUGGUGCUACAAAUUGAAACCUCUGAUUGGACAAGAAAAGGUGUCUAUUAAACCUGAUUUGGAACGGAUUUACCUCAGCAAGAAUGUUAAGAUGUGCUUUGAGACUGACAACUUAUCUGAUGCAUCACCUACUAUUUUUGCUUCGAUGGGAAUCCUUUAUGUGGAUAGUGCUGUAAUUGGAUGGAAAGCAAUUGCUGAUGCCUGGUUGGCAAGUCGACCUUCUCAACAGUACCAUACAUUACAGCGUGCUUUCAACAAGAUUGUGGAUCGAAUUAUUCUCUUUGUACAAGAAGAGGCUGAAAUGUGUAUUCAGCUUUCCGACUGUACUCUAAUGUCUUCAUGCCUUAGCAUGUUAUCUUCUCUGUUAAAGGAGCGUGAAGACAUAGCAGGAGAUUUGCAUAUUGAACGAUUGUUUUUGUUUGCUAUAAUCUGGGCGUUUGGUGGAUUGUUAGUGCAUGACUUGGAUAAAAAGGAGUUCAACUCGUUAUUACUAUCUUUAACAAAUGCACUACCUGACGAUGACGAUGGAAUAUCAGUAUUUGAUUAUUACGUUGAUGAAGCUGGUGAAUGGGACACGUGGGAUACCAGAUUAAAUGAAGUUGGUAUUAAUGAUUCUAUUGAUAUGUUUGGUGAUGUGUUUGUUGACACGGUAGAAACAUUACAAACAAAGUUCCUGUUGGAUUUGUUAAUGUCAAAUGGCAAUAACACAUUACUUGUUGGAUCACGCUGUACUGGAAAGAGUAGUCUUGUUGAAAGCUUCCUACAAAAGCAAAGUGGCAAAGAUUUUGUAUUGAGAAAAGUUGCCUUCACAAAUGCUACAAAUGCCACGUUUUUGCAAAAAUAUCUAGAUGCUUCGCUGUAUCACCGCCAAGGGUUUCGAUACGGGAUGAGAAACAACAAAAUGUUGAAGCUGUGCAUUGAUGAUUUACACCUACCAAACUAUGACAUAUGCAAUCAGCAAUCAGUUAAUCAGCUAUUGAGGCAAUUAAUGGACCGAAACAUCAUUUACACUAAUGGAAAUCAAUGUAAAAAAAAGUAUAUUGAAGGGUUUCACGUAAUUGCUACAAUGAAUCCAUUUACCGAGAAAGCUAAUAAACAAAAAUAUUCGCAGUUACUGGGAAAGUUUUGCACCAUACACAUGCCGUUGUUGAAUGAGAAACAAAUCUACAGCAUUACAACAACAUUAUUAGAAGCAAACAUGACUUCGUACCAAGGUCUCGGCUUACCACAAUCAUUAUGCAAUCAAAUUGUUAAUGCAUCCACCAAACUUUUGAUGAACAUAUGUCAGAUGUUUAAUAGCUCAAACUCAGAUUUGCAAUGUCCUUACUUGUUCAAUGUGGGAGAUUUAUCAAGAGUAUUUCAGAUACUACAGCAAUGUCCUGAAGAACUUCGUGUUGAUGAAGAUAAUAAGUAUUUCCAAACAUUUUGGUAUCAUGAAACCAAACAUGUAUUUUUGGAUAGAAUUUCAAAGAAGAAAGAUAUAGAUUGGUUUAAUGAAACAUUAAAUGAAAUUUUGGCCAAGGACUUUUCGCUACAGUUGAAAGACAAUCCAAUAUUUACUACUUUCUCGCCAGAUGCUCAUUUACGAAAUCAAAGACAACUCAAUUCCAACAAGCGAGAAAGAAAGCAAGUUGCAUUUCAUCAACGAUUAACAACGAUUAAAGAUGUAAAUGAAUGUUUGGAAAGUUUCAAAUAUCGUUAUGUCAGUGAGAAAAACGAACAAUUGGAUGUAAUAUUACAUGAUUUCAAUUCUUGUGAAAUUAUUAAAACACACAGAAUUUUGUCCUGUGGAAACAGAGGAAAUAUGAUCGCAGUUACCAGUGAAGUCGAGCAGAUGAGUGCUAUUUUAAAAUUAACAAUUUUCAUGCUUGGAUAUCAUCAGCAAAUCAUAGAUUCUUCAAGCACCACCAGCUUCCUACAAGGUUUACGUAUGGUUGCAAGGAUGGCAGGAUGUGAACAGGAGAAUGUGUGCAUUAUUUUAAAGGCCAAUGACAUCAAUACUCCAUUUUCUUUGGAAGCACUUCAUAGUCUAAUGUCACUUGGAGAAUAUGCACCUUUGUUUAGCGAUACAGAGUUGAAUAGUCUGUUAGCAGCUUUGCGUCCAACUAUCAAGAAAGUAAAUUCAAGUUUAUUAAGUGAACCAAAACGAUUUUUCACGAGCAGUAUUAAAAAGAAUUUACACGUGGUCAUUAUCACGUCUCCCGAAGAAAAUUUUUUACCAUUUCUUCAAAGUAAAUAUCCUGCUAUUUUAUCGAACUCUUAUGUUAACUGGCUACCAGAGGAUUCAUCAGAUCGGCUGCACAAUGAGGAGUUAUUUUACUUAUCUACUGCUGAUUUUUGGCAUAACUAUGAAGAAACAUUAAAGGACAAAGUAUUAAAAACAUUGCAAGAUGUACAUUUUGUUUUUACAAACAAAUCAAAAAGAAACGAUGUCACCCAAAAAGACAGUUCAUCAAAACAAUCUGACAUGCUCAGGAACAAGAUCUUAUCCUCCCUUACUGAUGCCCAACAUAGCAGUUAUAAUGUAUCUACUUUUAAACAGUUUCUUAAAUGUUUUAAAUAUAUUAUGGAGAAUAGAGUCGACGAAUUGCAAAAUAAAAUGGAGACAAGGAGAUUGGCUCUUGAAUGUCUUGCUAUUGCAGAAGAAAAAGCUUAUGCAAUGUCAAAAGAAAAGAAUACAAUGACUCAACAAUAUGACGUUUUAGAGAAAGAAACAAAACGCUUAUGUGAAGAACUUUUUACAAAAUCGUCAUUAAUUGAAAGAUUGAAAGCUAAAUAUGGAACAACGACCAGUAGUUUUUGUGCAUUUAUGGCGCUAAUUGAUAGUGAAAUGGUUGAUUCUGAUGAUGAGUUAACAUGGGAUGAUGAUCACGAUGAAUUGGAUGAAGAGUAUGAAAGAAUACAAUCAACCUCCAGAGAAAGACUAAAAUCGCUAGGAGAACAAGUUGAUGAAAUGUUAAAUACAGUUGAGCUACUUGAAAAGGAGAUGGAAUAUGCCAAAGAAAUGCUUAAAUCUUUUCAAGUUCAAAUCGAUCGUGGUUGUAUCGAGCGGCUACGAGCAUACCAAUCACCACCAACAUUGGUUGGGACUAUUAUGGUCAUGGUAAUGAUCCUCUUGAGGCGACCAGAAUUUUCUAGUUAUGUCACUGUAUCAGCAAGAAAUGAGAAACAUAGGGAUGGUAAUCUUCUUGUGUCUGAAAGUUCUUUAUCAAGAACGAGUUCUGCAAGGUCCAAGAAGUCUAAAACUCCCGUUCAACCUGCCAUAUCUAAAGAUGGCAAGGUUGAUCGAAAAAUUUGGAAAACAAUUCAACAGAUUAUGCAAGAUUCGCAAAAAUUUUGCGAGCUAAUGAACACAUACAAUUGGUGUCAGGGUGUGUCUGAUGACGUCAUGAAUACAGUUGUAUCAUUUUUUGCUCCUGGUGAAGAAAUUCCAUUGAUAGCAAGAGAAGACCCAGUAACACCUAAUAAAUCAGAUGCAGGUAUAUCGUUGCAAGCUGCUCGUUUUUCGUCAGAAGAUGCUGCUCAAAUUGUUGAGUAUGUUCAAAAAGUGAUUCAUUUUACUCGCAAAUACAAACCAUACAUUCGCACAAGAAAUCAGUUGAAUAAGUUGAAGGUUCAAAAAAAAGAAAGAGAGGAAAAGUUAAUGCAAGCAAAUCUUCAGGAAGAAAAUGAGAAGUUGAAGUCUGUGCCAGUGGAAAUUGAUGCAUUGAAAGAUUUAAAUGAGGACGAUAUAGGAAAACUUCAGUUGGAAUUAGCCACACUACAACAGCAGUUCGAUGAAUGCUCCAUGAGCAAACAUCAAUUACAAGAAAAGAUUCUAAUGUUUUCAAACUUGUUAGAUAAUACAACCACACUAUUAAACAGUAUGAAACCCUUUCAAGAUUCUUGGCUUUUAUUUUGUGAUACCUUCUCUAAUGAAUCGAGCAUCAUCACGGAUGCGAUAUUGUCUUCAACUUACUCUUGCUAUUGUGGAAUUCUAAAUGCUGAUAUGAGAUAUGACGCCAUACAUGACGUUUUGUCAGUAUGCAGCAAGAAUAGACUUUCUGAUAAAGACCAAAAUGCUGUGGAGCAGACAUCUUUGGUUUCAUUUUUAAAUAAAGAGAUUGACAUCAUGGAAUUCAGUCUAGUUUAUCCCUCAGCUGAUAAAAUGUUGGUAGAUCUGUUCUUUAUGACAGCAGAAAUGAAAUGCAUCAAUGGCUGGCCUUUGUUGUGUGAUCCAUGCAAUGUUGGGGUAUUCCUGUUAAAAAAGAUGUUUCCAAACAUAAUUGUUAUUUCUUUUACUGACCUGGACUUUAUGUUAGAAGACGUGUUGCAGCAAGGGAAUCACGUGGUAGUGACAGAUGUGAAUGUCAAAGGACUGGAAUCAAAUGCAACCAUGAUUUCUUUACUUAAAUGUUAUCAUUUAUUUCAGUCUUUAAACACAGUGUUUAAAAUAAUGAUUGGAGGUAAAGAGGUUGAGUGCUCGCCAAAGUUUAGGCUAUUCCUGUCAUGCACAAGUGACAGUGACGAGGUUCCACUUUCUAUCGUACCUCUUGUCCAUUGCAUGCAGAUAACAAUCAAGAGAGAUAUACUCUACGACAUCUUUCUAAGUCGUUUUAUGUCGAAAGAAAAAGCACAAAUUGAGACUUCGUUUCAUUUCAUUAUCAAGAAAAUUCUGGAUGAAAAAAAGUCGAUACUCAUUUUGGAAGAGCAACUUUUAGAUUUGCUCGCCAAUAAGAAGUGCUUUGUUGAUAUUUCUUCAAUCAAGAAACUUUCCAAUACGAUGAAACUGCUGAAGGAUGCAACCAAUAGUUUAUCCAGAGCGGAAGAGGUUUACAGAACUGUGAAACAAUCACGUGACGUGUACAGUUUGAUUGCGAUGCAAGCUGCUGUCCUCUUUCAAGUGGCUGCCAUGAUGAGAAAAGUUAAACCUUUUUAUCGAGUCUCGAUCGACCAGUUUUUAUCAUAUUUCGAUGUGGCUAUCAAACACUCGGAUAAAAGUGCUGUUAGUACGGUUGCAGAUAAAGUUUUAUCAGCCUUGUUUUAUAUCUCAUCGAAAGCGAAGUUAGAAGUAGAUCGCCCAUUGUUUGCACUGUUAACUGCCCUCGAGGUGGAAGAUAGUCAUGGUAGAUUAUCUGUUGGCGAUAGAGAAUUUCUUAUUAGUUCUCGUUAUGGUUCAACCUUGAAGCAAAGCGUUCUUGAUGGUGAUAGUAGCAGUAACAACAUUGCUCUCAAGACAUCAUCGAAGAAGCUUUUUGAUUGGAUGAGCGAUGAGCAAUAUCAAAAUCUAUUGAACCUUUCACAGAACUAUGGUUGGUUCAGUGAAUCAUUUGAGAAAAUGACAAAAGAUGGGCGUGAAAUGCAAUGGCGUUUGAUUUCUGAGCAUGACACUCCAGAAUUGUUAGCCUUACCAGAUAACGUCGAUGAAAAGUACUCUCCAUUGCAACGUUUCAUGGUGAUGCGAGCGUUUCGUGGCGAUCGUUUUAUGCAAGCUGCGAACACAUUUGUUGCCAUGGUACUUGGUAAAAAGUUGGCUUUCGACGGCAUAUUGGAUUUAAAGUUAUUUCUCCGUCACAGUUCACCAACUUCUCCAAUUCUUGUUCUUUAUGAUAAAGAUCCGAUGUUGUGUGAUAUAUUUUUAACAGAACUAGCAGCGUUCAAAGAGGUGGAAUUGCUUAUUCAUCAUGUCAGCGAAGAUAGCGAAGAUGUAAUCGAGACAAAACUGUCUCAAGCUAUGAGUGAGGGUAGCUGGCUGUUUCUCAAUGAUGUACAUCACAAGCAAUCAUUAAUGGAAUCCUUGUUCACCUGGAUAAAAGAGUACCAUGCUGACAGUGGCUUUAGAUUAUGGCUUUCAGGAGAGAUAACUUAUCAAUUUCCAGUUAAAUUUUUGCAUUCAUGUCUCCCAGUUAUUAUUGACGCUCCUAAAUUGAACCUACACAAGUCUUUCCUUCAAAAUCUACAUCUGGUAACAAACGAUAUGUUAAAGACGGGCAUGCGCAGUGAUGUUAUUUUGAUACACAACACUUGUUUACUUCAUAGCUGUUUUUUGCAGCGAUGGAAAUGCGCAGGUUUUGCUGUCACUCAUCUAGAUGAAUUUCAAUUUGAUAUUUCAAAGCUCUUGGAAGCAUCUAAAGUUGUCUCUAACGAAUGCUAUACCGAGAGCGCUGACGUUUCUUCUGUGCAAACUACCAGCAAAGGAAUUCAAUGGUCUUCAAUCAGAACGCUCUUGUCAAAGAUGGUAUAUGGUAGAGAAGUGACAAACGCAGUUGAUUUAAAUGCUCUGAACGCACUUAUUGAGUUCUGGAUCAGCUUGAAUGCAACAAGAAAAGAUUUUGAAAUCACCCGGGCACGCUUUAAAUUACCGUCUGCGUUAUUAACCAACAACACGAAGCCAUCCGCUGUGUUGCAAGCAGUGGAAAAUAUGCCAAAUUCUUCGUAUGAUUCUAUGGAAUUUGCUGGUUUGUUUCAAACACAGGAGGUACCAGCCAGUUCAACAUUAUACACCCUAUUAAACUUGAAACACCUGUUCGAUAAUAUGCCUGCUACAGAAACACUUGUUCAUUUGGAUCCCGGCUUUUUAUGCACGAGAGCUAUCGACGCUUCUCAGCUUGUUGUGUUUCCAUUUGGUUCUACUUUUAAAGCAUUUACGUGUGAAACAGUUCUACGUAGUAAGCAGAUCGAGUUAAGUGAAGUGUUAAGCACUGCUUUACUGAAGUUACCUCGGCUGUGGAGCAAGGAAUUCGUUUCGGAGCGCAUUCGGAAAACAGGUGGCUUGACCACCUACAACAUGUGGCUACUUGCGGAAGCAGAUGCUAUAUGCGUUCUUCACCAUACAAUCAAAAAUUCGAUUCAGAAACUACAGGAGGCUCUAAAUACAUCGUCGACAUGUUGCAACCUAAGUCAGGAAUUAGUAGACGAUGCAAUAGACCUUUACGCUGGAGAAAUACCUCAAAGAUGGUAUCAAAAUGCUGGUCCAUCUGCUCCUCCAAGAAGCUGGAAUAUUAUCUCUUGGAUUACGGACUUUCAAAACAGGUGCAGUCAUGUGGAGAGGAUUUUGCUGCAGGGACGAGAUAAAGUAGCUGGUUAUUGGUUAGCCGCAUUUUUCGAUCCAAAGAGAUUGCUCUCUGUUAUAAUUCAAGAAUCCGCACAGAACUUAAAAUUUUUAGACGCAUCCUCUGAAGGGUUGGUCGUGAAAACAGAGAUCACGAACAGAGACAAUAAUCAUCUUCGUGACCCUCCUUCGGAUGGUAUCUUUAUAUACGGUGUACAUUUAUGGGGUACACAUUGGGAAAAAGCAAGCAAUGAUCUUCAUGAUAAUCCACCCAAAUCGAUUUCAUACGCUUUACCGGUGAUUCACUUUCAAGUUGUACCACGUUCCGAGAAAGGGACAUGUUACACGUGCCCUUGCUAUGUAUCUACGCAACAUACGAAGAAGAGUGUUUUUGGUGUUGAUGUGGAUCACAAAGAUGCUUUAAAAUAUGCUCUUCGUGCUGUCUCUUGCACAUUGCGACCGUUCUAAAAGGUUUUGUUAACCCAAGUAGCUGGUUGAUUUUGCUUUAUUAUUUUUCUCGAUAUCCUUGUGGACUCGCCUAUUUUUUUUAACAAAGAAAGUUAAAGCCGCAUUUAACUUCGACCAAUUACAUCGCUUAUAAUGCAAGUCUUCCUUUCCUUUGUAAAUAUAAAGACAAUAUAGCUAGUGAUUGGUUGGCAAAUAUUUUAGUUAUUUAUUUCCAAUUUAUCUUUAAUAUAAAAAAUAAACUUGUAAAUAUAGAGUCAAAUUUUUAAUAUUGAAAUGAUGUGUGAUCCAGAACAAAACGUGUUGAAGAAUUGAUGUCGCAUUUUUAACGUUUGUUUUUGCGGGCAUGAUUGAAUCCGUUCUGUAAAGUAAUCAACACAGAACCAACCACGCUUGUGAACUUCCUCUGUCAGGGACUUUCUCAACAGUGUUGUGAAGUUAAGGAAAUAAAUAUAGUUGUUGAAAGAGAGUUUUCGUUGCGAAUGUUUGUAAUUAUUUUUUUAAAAGUUACAUAGUUAUAUUUUUCAUAACAAGUUCGCAUUGUAAAAUAUUUUUUUUGCCUCUACUAUGUUAGGAAUUAAUUUAUUGAGAGAA
Molecule: messenger RNA, 16462 nt
Organism: Hydractinia symbiolongicarpus
Lineage: Eukaryota; Metazoa; Cnidaria; Hydrozoa; Anthoathecata; Hydractiniidae
Product: dynein axonemal heavy chain 5-like
Exons: 90
Coding region: 800-15871 (5023 amino acids)
Biological process (GO): microtubule-based movement
Cellular component (GO): dynein complex
Molecular function (GO): minus-end-directed microtubule motor activity; ATP binding; dynein light intermediate chain binding
Source: RefSeq, a predicted model, not a curated record